Messenger RNA from Pyrenophora tritici-repentis Pt-1C-BFP, 1378 nucleotides. RefSeq names its product GPP34 domain containing protein. Lineage: Eukaryota; Fungi; Ascomycota; Dothideomycetes; Pleosporales; Pleosporaceae. Gene Ontology annotation, biological process: retrograde vesicle-mediated transport, Golgi to endoplasmic reticulum; Golgi vesicle budding; Golgi organization. Gene Ontology annotation, cellular component: cytosol; Golgi cisterna; trans-Golgi network. Gene Ontology annotation, molecular function: phosphatidylinositol-4-phosphate binding. The record is from RefSeq and is a predicted model, not a curated record.
AUGGCUUCGAGCUCUGGUCUGACGCGCCGGAGAGGAGGCGGCGGCGGCGCAGCAGGCAAUGGCGAGGACGAGAGCAGCCGGGUGGGCUCGCCUGCACCCAAGCGCAAUGACGACCGCACCCCCGAAACCUCCUACGAGAGCUCCGAGAACGGCCACAAGAUCGCAUUCGACCCGCGGGACAUUAGCGAGAAUGCAGAGCGAAGCAAACAGCCCAAGCUGACGCUCAUGGAGGAGAUUAUCCUCAUGGGCUUAAAAGACAAACAGGGUUACCUGUCCUUUUGGAACGACAACAUUUCGUAUGCAUUGCGAGGAUGCAUCGUCAUAGAAUUGGCCUUUCGAGGCCGCGUGAGCAUGCAAAAGGACUCGUCACGACGACGGUUCCCGCUCGCCGACAGAAAUAUUGAGGUCAUCGACGACACCCUGACGGGUGAGGUGCUGCUGGACGAGGCCCUGAAGAUGAUGAAGUCGAGCGAGAAGAUGAGCGUCAACUCGUGGAUCGACCUCAUGAGCGGAGAGACAUGGAACCUCAUGAAGAUUGGCUACCAACUAAAGCAAGUACGCGAACGACUAUGCAAAGGCCUCGUCGACAAGGGCAUCCUGCGCACCGAAAAGAAGAAUUUCCUGCUCUUCGACAUGGCUACACAUCCCGUCGCUGAUGGCGGCGCAAAGGAAGAGAUUCGGCGUAGGGUCCGGAAUGUGCUCACGAACCGCACCGUUGUCCUCCCCGGCAGUCAGUUCCUGCCCGAGGAGCUUGACUUUAGGGUGCUCCGGACCAUCACCAUGGUCUGCGCUGCUUACGCGGCUAACGUGCUAGAGAACGCGCUGACCACGUUGGGUCACGAGGCACGGGAACGAGCUUUUGCACAGGUGGAUGAACUGCUCGCAGAAUACUCGCAAUGGCCUUUUGCAAAGAGGCAGGGCGGCUCGCAGGGCGUGGGUGCCAAUCUGGGCCAGCUCAUCACGGACGAAGUCAACAACAACAAAGAUAAGGAGCUUCAGCUCGAGGUGGUUGCUGCGUGCUUGAGUGUGUUUACUCGGCUCGACUCACUGCUCUAGACAUGGACCAUGUGUCAAGACGAGCGGUUUUACUGGGCUGCAGGGAGCAGGCCUCACGAUGGGCAAGGCUCGACGUCUGGGGCAUGUACCGCUAGUACUUCAGGUGCAUAUAGCCGGUGAGGCUGUAUGCAGUAGGUGGCAGCGUGACGAGGCGGGGAGGCUCCAAGUGUAGGGUAUUCUCCAUUUUUAGCGUUGAUGCAGCGGAGAGAUGGAUGUGGAGACGAGGGCGUCGGCAUGUGCUCAAAAGGUGUAACACCAGACGCUUCUUCUUCUUGUGCUGCUGAGCGGUUCUUUGCCCAAAAAUAUAAGCUUUAUUCGACAC